Molecule: messenger RNA, 504 nt
Organism: Racocetra persica
Lineage: Eukaryota; Fungi; Glomeromycota; Glomeromycetes; Diversisporales; Gigasporaceae
Source: the annotation of a GenBank genome assembly
AUGGGUCGAAUGAAUAAAUUUUGCAAUUGCAUUCCUAUGAGAACAGGUGUUAUAAUUAUAGCAAUUCUUUGCUUAGCUGUAGGAAUAAUUUGCGGCAUCCCAUUUAUCCUAAAUCUUCACCUUCGUAUAAACGAUAGCCAUUAUAUUCUUCAACCAUUGGAUUAUAUUGCUUUAGUUAUAAUUUCCCUAAUGAUUCUAGUAUCAUGCUUUGGACUUAUUAUCGUCUGUUGUGCGGAAUCUGCACGACUCUUGAAAGUCUAUUCAUGGCUUUUUUUUUUUAUCGUAUUCCUUACUUAUGUGUGUGCCGUUUAUAUGACCAUUGUUAUUGCUUCAAGUAGCUACUUGAAACAUUCUUGGCCUUAUAUAAUUGUUAUUUUUAUCUGUGUUUUUAUCGGGACUUAUUUUGCUAAAGUUAUUUCCGAUUAUGCUUCAUCUGUUAAUGCCAAGCAAAAUAAUGCUCAAACACCUGGGAGAAUGGAAGAUUCUAAUGUAACAAAUAGUCAA